GGCUGCCAUCUCCCGAGACCGGACCCAUUCGAUCCCAGUAUAUUAGAGUUCUUCAUCAAACCGGAACCGUUGAGGUGCAAUGGAACGCAACCCGAGUUAACCUACUUGUCCAAUGAUGAGUGGCUUCACGUCAACCGUACGGCCAUAAUCGCCACGGGACUAUCUCUAGCAUGUUUUUAUAGAUGUUAUGAUCGCGUCGAAGGAGAUGACCUUGAGCUACAGUAUGCCGAAUGGAUUCAGAUAAACAAUCAAACCCGCCCUGGAUGUGAAUUCAUAGAGACAUACUGUAAGAAGACAACGUUUCCUGGAAAAGUCGUCUACCACAAUAACCACAACCAAAGAAAUGUCAUCGUGAUAGUAUUCGAUUCUAUAUCACACUCAAACUUUAUCCGGAAUAUGCCGAAAAGUCUCGAGGUACUGACAUCGUUGUACGGAUCACAUAUAUUCGAUGGGAUGAGUAAAAUUGGCGAUCAAUCGUUCCCCAAUGCUGUUGCAUUUCUUGCAGGACGUGACUACGCUACGGAAUUCGGAGACACCAAAGGCUUCUUUGACAAUCACCCACUUCUACUCGACACCUACUACGCAGAGGACUACCCCAAUUUCAACCUAUUUUACUAUCUAGCCAAAGGAUUUCGUCGAAAACCGGUACACCACUACUUCAGACCAUUUUGGCUGAAUGUCUACGGAAGUUAUCUGCAUCGUAGAAGUAAAUUCCUCUGCUAUGGAAAUCAUGCAAUGCACAACAUACAACUACAUUAUUUGUCGCAGUUUUUGCGCAAGUACAAAGAUUCACCAAACUUUGCCUUGAAUUGGCUAACAGAGCUUGGCCACGACUAUAUGAACCAAAUUAAUGUUGCUGAUGAAGACUUUGCCAAAUUUCUUACAGAUCACUUCGGGAUUCUCAAGGACAGUUUCCUAUUCGUGCUCGGAGAUCACGGUCAUCGUUUUGAUUCGAUUCGUCGUACUACCAUAGGCCGAAUCGAAGAGCGUUUCCCCUUCUUCUCAAUGCACAUACCAGAGGAAAUUCAAAACAAAUUCCCACAAAUGAAUAGGACGGUGCAUGAAAAUACUCAGGUAAUUUAUUUGUUAGAGAAACGCUGUAAAGGGUGUUCCCAAAAAGAAUUAUUUCAGGAUCGAAACUGCAGAGAAGCGGGUGUCCCAGAUGAAUUUUGUAUGUGCCACGAUGAACUCGCCUUGGAUACGAAUGAACUGAGAGUAAGUCUGCUUUUAUUGGUUUCCGAAUUAAUCUUGCAUGCUACAGUAAUCGACCAAUACGACAAAUCAAGCUCAUCAGAAGCUCGAUAUCGUCUAACCAUCGAGGCGAAGCCGUCAGGUGCUCUGUUCGAGGCACUACUUAAAUCUGACCCCGCCCUUAACACCUCUACUGUAUACGGUACUGUAAAUCGGGUAAACGCAUAUGGUGAUCAGUCCUCAUGUGUAUAUGAACAAGAACUACGUAAGUUCUGUUAUUGUAUUUAG
Molecule: messenger RNA, 1479 nt
Organism: Haemonchus placei
Lineage: Eukaryota; Metazoa; Nematoda; Chromadorea; Rhabditida; Trichostrongylidae
Source: the annotation of a GenBank genome assembly